Molecule: messenger RNA, 6784 nt
Organism: Halichondria panicea
Lineage: Eukaryota; Metazoa; Porifera; Demospongiae; Suberitida; Halichondriidae
Exons: 1
Coding region: 1094-4414 (1106 amino acids)
Source: RefSeq, a predicted model, not a curated record
CAUCUGCCUUGUGGAAGCAAUCACAAAUCUGAAGAAGCGCUUUGUAAUCCAGGUUGUAAUCGUUUGGAAACCCUGUGCAGAAUGUCCUGGAGAUGGCUGUACUUGGAGAAAAUGCUCCCCAUGAAACUUACUCAUUUACUUAGUCAGUCAGACAAAGAGCGGUGAAAUGUCAAAAUAGUGCAGUUUUAAAAUGACAAUAUUAAACGUUCAUGGAUUAUAAAAUGAGACAUACAAACAGAGAAAAGGCUAAACAAAUUCAUUCAUUAAAAUGUUCAUGGAUUAUGAAAUGAGAGAUGCAAAGAGAGAAAAGGCUAAAUAAACUAUCUGUCUAGCCAGUUCCUUGAUUUAGCCUUACCCUGCAGAGAUAGAACAGUUUAAACACAAGUUAAAAUAAUGUGCUAACACAGGCAAACCCACUGCCAAUGAUACCUACAUAAAACCUACUGGUUUUACUAAUGGAGCCAUGCACAAGUUCUAAAAAUUGCACAUUGCUGGAAUACUCCAUAGAACCAAUACACAGAAGCAUUAUAGAAGUAUUAUAAUUAUCUAAAGACAGUGAUGCAUCUUCAGAAGCAAUUGCUAUAAUAGUCCAAACCAAACUAUGCUCUCGCCGAAUUUCUGGAGCUCGGUACACACUUGAGAAGUAAAUGAUUGUCAGUUUUUGCUUAUUUCAAUCGACGUGAAAAGGGUGCAUGUACAUACAUAGUCAUAUUGUAUGAUAUCUCUCCAGCCCAUAAUUAUGUAUUCAUCGUGUUAGUCCUUAUAAUUAUGACGUAUGUUUGUGGGAGUCUGGUUAGCUUGGAUAUCUGUGCGUUUCCUUGCAUGGUAGCUCACAAUUUCAUUGUGUGUGUAUUCAUUGUCAUGCACCUCUGGACUUAAAUAGUCCCUUUUAAUGAUGAUAAUUCUGUCCCAAAUAAGCCUUAUGUGAGAAUAGGGUUUUAGUUGGCAGCUAUAUAUAGUUGCACUGUGUAGUUUUGUUGGGUCUAUACAGUAAGUGCUGUAGUGUAGAGUUGGUUAAAGCUAACUGAUUGACUGUGUACUAAGAAUACCUAUACACUGAAGGAGUGUUUUGAUUGUAUUAUUCGAUCGAUUUAUGAUGGUCUCCUUAUCCAUUUGGAUUCUGGGUACCAUCCUACUGACUUGUAGGGCGCAGGAAUACUAUGUCACUACCAACUCAUCUGCUUGCCCCCCUGAUGCGAUUAAUUGUCACACUCUGGACUACUAUGCUAUUAAUGGAAGCACACGUUGGUUAGGAAAAGAGAAUGUCUCUCUUAUCUUCCUGGAGGGAAAUCACACUACACUGAAUGGCUAUUUUUGGAUAUCGGGUGUCAAUUUCUUAACUAUCACAAGCAGUGGUGAUAGAGACAGUGUGUAUAUUUUCGAUACGUUCCCUUUUCUGGCAUUGGCGUAUAAAAGUCUCGUAAUUAAGAAUUUGAAUUUUGAUAAUUGCUACUUGUAUAGCUAUUUACAACACACCAAUAAACCUUCUACUAAUGUCACCGAUGUGAUGCGUAUAAGAGAUUUAAAUCUCAGAAAUUCUCUGGUAUAUAUUUACACUGCUGAAUGGGGUAACAUAAGGGAUAUACUGGUUGAACUAAAAGAGCUGACAACAGAUAAUAGUUUCCAGCUAUUUUAUUUUGACUUCUAUGCUUUUCACACGGUGCUGACUAUUUCAAACUGUGUCUUCCAGCAACCUGUUAGUGUAAUCAUAUUUCGUAAUAGCAUUCAAGUAAAUGUGACAGUCACAGAUAGUAUAUUUAGAAGGAUCAACCGCCAAUCUGCUCUACAAUUUUCACUUUCUAACACUGUAACAGGGGCAGUAACCAAAGACUUUGAAUGCUCGCUUAUACUCGAGAAUGUAUCUUUCAUUGAAAAUAGUGUCACUAGCUUGGAAAUACAACAGCCAAUGGAUGUAAUAAUUAAUGGAUCUCAGUUCAUCAACAAUUCUGGUUUGCUAGGAGGUGCGAUAAACGUGUCAGAUUCGAGAUUAUUCUUUGUUGGGGAUAACCUAUUCCUUAACAACUUUGGUAGCAAUGGCGGAGCUAUUCAUUUAUUAAACUCAGUGAUUUUGCUUCAAACUAAUUCCAGUAUUAUCUUCCAAGAAAAUAGGGCCUCUGAAAUCGGGGGUGCUAUUUCUAUCGAACCUGGUACAAAUCAAGGCAAUUGUUUUUACAGCCUAACCUUUGAUGUCGACAAGGAGAGCACUUCUAUUCCUGUGUCUAUUGUGUUUGACAACAAUACUGCUUUAACUGGUAGUGACAUUUAUGGUGCUGGCUUACAGAACGAUUGUAAAGUUACUCCGAAUGGUAACAUUAACAGCUGUGAUAUCCAAAACUCCGUUUUCACAUUCCUAACCCGAACCGCAUCUUCCGUUUCUACCAGUCCUAAGAGAGUGUGUCUUUGCAAGAAUGGUGUGCCUCAAUGUGCAAACAUCGAUUACAUCUUUUACAACAUGUCCGCAGCUCCCGGAGAAAAGUUCAACCUCAACGUGGUACUUGUGGGAGAGGAUUUUGGAAGCAUAGCAGGAAGUGUGUAUGCUUCCAGUAUCAAACAGAGUAGAUAUAAUUCUAAAUCUGACUAUAUUUUUGGUUCCAGUCAAAGCCCUGGACUGUCUGGAGCCACAAAUUCUAAAAAUUGCACAUUACUGGAAUACUCCAUAGAAUUAGAACCAAUAAACAGAAAUAUUGGGAGUGUUAGUUUUAUUUUAUCUAAAGACAGUGUUGCAGCUUCAAAAAACCAAGACGCAAUUGCUACUCCGAACCGUACUCUAGAAUUAGAAAGUAGUAUCUUGCAGCAUCACAAUUCCGGAUGCAUAUUUGACAAUCUCCUUGAUGUAUCUGUAGUCAUCAAUGUGACCAUUCUUCCUUGCCCUCGUGGGUUCUACUUGACUAUGUCUGAAACUGAAAAAAAAUUUUAUGUCUGUAAAUGUGAUCCGCAACUGAUUCAGAAGUACUACGUUGAAUACUGUAAUGUAGAAAAUAAAACUGGUUUCCUUCACCCCUCUAAGAAUGUCUGGAUAGGGCCUAACAAUGAAAAUGACUAUGCCGAUUCAAUCCUCGUUCACAGCUUCUGCCCAUUUGACUACUGCAAUUCAAACUCAGUUGGUGUUGACCUGACCAAUCCGGACAGCCAGUGUGCUCUCAGUCACAGUGGUGUUCUCUGUGGAGGCUGUCCACCAGGUCUCAGUCUGGCUAUUGGAAGCUCUAGAUGUAAGGAUUGUACCGACCAAAAUGGUGACAUCGCUUUUCUAGGUGCAUUUAUUGUAGCUGGUGUUGUCCUUGUGUUUUUCAUAAAGGUGUUUGAUUUGACUGUUGCCCAUGGAACAAUCAAUGGACUUAUCUUCUACGCCAAUGUUGUCUGGAUAAAUCAAGGUGUCUUUUUUUCCAACGUUGGUGAUCACGAUGAAAACAUGUUUUUUGGCCUAAUGAAAGGAUUCAUUGCGUGGCUAAAUCUCGACUUUGGUAUUGAAACUUGCUUCUUUGAUGGGCUGGAUGGUUAUUGGAAAACUUGGUUGCAGUUUGCUUUCCCCUUAUAUCUCUGGUUCUUGGCUGGUCUAAUUGUUCUUUUGUGUCACUAUUCAAUCAGAGCCACCAAGCUGUUUGGAAAUAACGCUGCAGGUGUUCUCUGUACUGUGAUCCUACUCUCGUAUAUGAAGCUUUUACGGACUAUUGUAUCAGCACUUAGUCCUGCAGUUCUUCAUCAGUUUAAUCCUCCCGAUAAAAAAUGGGUGUGGUUGAUGGACGGCAAUGUAGAUUAUCUUGAACCUAAGCAUUCUAUUCUAUUCGGAGUAGCCUUGCUGAUGUUGCUAUUCUUGUGGCUACCGUAUACGUUUGCACUUUUGUUUGUGCGCUGCCUGUACAGAUUCCCCUGUGCUACACGCUUUAUGCCAAACUUGAAACCAUUCAUUGAUUUUUACACUGGUCCACUGAAAGUCAAGCAUCAUUACUGGGUGGGCUUGACUCUACUAGGUCGGGUUGUCCUAGCUAUCACUGCUAUUGUUUUCCAAACUGUUAGCCCCUCCCUAAGUAUCAGUGUUCUCUGUAUUAUGUCGUCUAUCUUCUGUGCAUUUGUAGUCAAUGUGUAUAAAAAUACACUGGUUGCGUUUCUGGAGCUACUAUUUCUGUUCAACAUAAUUUCCCUCGGUAUUGCAUUUCUAUCAUUUGUGGAGGAUGAAUCAAGAGUAAGAAGUUCUUGCAUUUCAAGUUUUGUUUGUCUCCUCUUGUUUAUUGCGAUCGUCUGUUAUCAUGUUUAUCUGACAUUGAGGAAGUGUUUUCGUCCAAAUCAAAGAAAUGGAUAUCGUGAUAUUGACGCUGCUGAUUUGGGCUAUGAUGAUAGGGACGACCAAAUUAAAGUAGCCGCGACAAGCACUAUUGUUGGGUUACGAGAGGAACUGUUGUCGAGUACUGAAUUAUAGCUAGUUUAUGGGUGCAGAUAAUGUUUUAUGACGUGUGUUUGAAAAUUUGUAUGCUAUAUAUGUACAUAAUUAUAGACUAUUUUUUUAUUUUAUGUGUGUGUGUACGAUGCUAUACACAAUGUCAUGAUUGCUUAAUUGUUUCUUCACGUAUAUUUUUAUAUAAUUAUAUCUAGUGUGCAUGUAUGUACAAUUACAAAGUAUACAAUGAAUUUUGUUUUUGUCUUUAUUAUGUAUCGUGAAUGGUCUUCAAGAUAAAGUGUGUGCAUGUGCUGUUAUAGCUAUAAUAUGCGUGCAUGUGUAUAACAUAUCCCCUAUAGAGUUGUGUUUAUACUCUGGAGUCAUUGUUUUAUUCUAAAAGAUUCCCCUCCAAAAUUAGUCAUGAGAGAAGAGUCCAGAUACAACCAGUUCAUUGUAGUUAUUGUUCUUGACCUACUUGCAUGAUUGAUCAGGGUGUCAUACAGGAUUUUGAAGUAGAAGGGGGAAAUAAGGCAUGCAUGCUUUUGAAAAUUAACCAGAACAUUUUGCUAAAAAAAGAGGUCAACUGCUAUUUCAAUACCCUGUUAGUACAUGCUGUAUGACCCAGCUACAUAUACAUGUAUAUGGACACUCAACUGCCAAGGUUACUAAUUGCACGAGGCGUAGCCGAGUGCUAUUAACCUUGCCAGUGCUUGUUAUGAGUGCAACACAUUCAAAACAGGAGAUCAUAAAUAUUUAUUGUUUUCCUUAGCAAGGCGAUUAUUCUCAAAACCCACUUCUCCUUUGCAUGGCUAUCUUCUUGCCAUGUGAGUUCUCCAACACUCAUACAUGCAGGUGUGCAGCUUAAGUAUGAUGUCAUUGCUAUUGUAGACAUUGUCCUCUGACUAUGGACAUUCCCGACACAAUGCUCUAUAAUAAUUAUUAUAGCCAGGCAGUGUGCACAUUGUUUUUCAGCUCUGUAAUAAUAAUUAUAGUUGCAAUGCAUGUGUUCUUUUGUUGUGUCUGCUAAAAAUAAUGGUUAUAAGAAUUGUUGCCAGUAAUGUGGUAUACAGUGUAUAGGAGCACAUGUGCUACUGAGUGUAUAAAGUGGUUAUUAAUAACGUUAUUUGUGGGGAUCAAUCAAAAGCAAUAAUUAAGUUCUUGCGUUUUAAUCUCCUCUUGUUUAUUGUGAUCCUUGCUACCAUGUAUAUCUGACAUUGAGGAAAAUUAUAAAUCAGUGAGAAAUGGAUACCAGGAUAAAUAUUGGCGCUGCUGCAUGAUUUUGACUAUUAGUGAGAGGAACGAUCCAAUUAGAGUAGCCACGACAAGGAACUGUUGUCAAGUACUGGGUUGUAGCUGGUGUUUCUUGCAGAGUAUAGAGCCAGUUCUUGAGACCCUCGAGACUGAAGGAGAGUGAGACCCUCAGCUGCAGUACGCACACGGCCAGUAGAAGAUUACGAUCAUCAAGACAUCAUAAUCAUGUGGAAGAAAGGGUUCACAUCAGAUAUGCCAAACUGAGACAGAACAGCAUUUUUUACAGACGAUUAUAGCAUAUAAGAGUUUGUGUGUGAAAUUAACUAUUUUCUGACUUUAUACUGUAUAUUUUUUAGUGUUAAGUUAUUUAUGACUAUCAUAGUGAUUGAUAUCAACGAGAAUCCAUACCGUAAUCCAUACCAGCUAUGCCAGGGAAGGCACAACAUCAUGUAUACUGGCCGGAGGUGUUCCCGAAAGGGGUGCAAAGCAGAAAAAUUCAACAGGAAAUGCACGAACUAUAUGCACUUGAACAACAAAAUACUAAAAGCUACCAUGUGUACAUGCCCAGCUGUAUAACCCCCCCCCCUUUGUAUAUAACUGUGACAGGUGUGUAUCUUAGCUCCUAUAUACGAGCUACAAGACCUCCUGGGCAGACAAAGCCAUUGUGAACUUUAAAAUCUGCAUGCAGAUUCUCUCCUUUUAAUCACUAUAAUUAUAUAUAGGGGUAUACAUUAAACGCAACAAUUUAUCGCUCAGUAGUUGUAAUAGCAUUAACAAAUUUACAAAUUAACAAAUCAAUGACAUGUGGUAUUAAAGUUGUCCGCAUCGCCCACGUUCAUCAGCUCCUCUCUGCUCACUAUCACACGCAGGCACAGCUCCACUAGACUAGCCAGACCCGUACAGGGAAAUAGGUGUAUAGUGAUACAUUAACAGUUAUCAUUGUGUUGGAAAAACUCCAUUAGAAUACUGAGUAUAUUCAUGACAUUUGUACAUCAUAAUAAAUCAUUGUUGCACAGGGUAUACUUGGGGCUGCUGAGUAACAUGUAUAAUACUCAUCAGUAGAAUCAGAGGCUUUGUGUUUGAUUGUUAUACGGUCCUUUUGAAGUAAAUAGUCUAUACGAGAAAUAAUUCAAUAAUAAUCAUACACAUGACAAUGAUCAA